GCGUUGACUUUAGUCCAUUGUGAAACAAACAGAGCAAGCAAUAAUCAAACACUUGAUCGAUCAUCUUGCAACUGCUGGCACUCGCAGAGCUGCUGGAAGAGCUAGACAUGCAUGAAUCUUUCUUUAUUGUUGCUCCUGAUGCCCCCGAGAUGGAUCUCAAUUCUUAACUGUUAGCAGCAGAGGCUUUGAAGUUUCAUAAUGUCUGGGCUUGAGGUUGUAGCCCCUCUUGUUGGAGAGGUAGGAGCGCAUGGAAUUGGAGAAUUACAUUCUACAAUUGCAUCUAAAAUUGCGUCUUCCAGAAACCUUGAUGACAACUACAACAUUUUGCUCAAAGACAUGGAGAUGCUACUUGCAAUAAAGAAGGAUAAAGAGAGGGAGGUUCAAAGAAACAACCACAAAGAUACCACUAAUGCUUACAAACUGUGGACAAACAGGGUAUCAGAUGCUGCAGAAGAUGUGCAGAAGCUGAAAGUUAAAUACGAAGAGAAAAUGCUACCCUGGUGGCGUAUUCAACGGCGUUCACAUCUGAGUGAAGAGAUGGAGAAGAAGUGCAACUAUGUUCGUGAACUUAAGAAGGAUGAAUGUUUAAGAGAUUUUCUUGUUGAUAAACCACCAGAGCCUGUCUUAAAGGAGUUAAAUGUCCCACAGAUAAGUGGAUAUCCAACCCUUCAAGGUGCCUUGAAAAAUAUGCUGGGUUUGCUAAAAAAUAAUAAGAUUAAAGUCAUUGGAGUGUGUGGAACAAAAGGGGUGGGGAAAACAACAAUAAUGCAGAACCUAAACAACAAUGAAGAGGUUGCUAAACUGUUUGAAAUUGUCAUUUUUGUGAAAGCCACAGCUGAUGACCAUAAGCUUCAAGAGAAAAUUGCUAAUCGGUUGAUGCUGGACAUAGAAACCAACAAGAAGCAUAGCGGUGAUGUUGCAAGAAGAAUACACAAAGAGCUAGAGAAGAAGAAGUAUUUAUUGAUUUUGGAUGAGGUUGAGGAUGCCAUCAAUUUGGAGCAGUUGGGAAUUCCUAGUCACGUCAACAAUGGCGGUAAGGUAGUAAUUGCCACUCGACUCCCUCGAGUUUAUAAGUUGAAUAAGGUGCAGAGGGUCAUCAAAGUCAUGGAGUUAUCUCCUGAGGAAGCAUGGAAGAUGUUCAGAGAUACUGUUCAUGCCUUUAAUCCUAAGAUUGAUUCCCUUGAAAUUCAACCUAUAGCCAAACUUGUAUGCAAAAGGUGCUCUCGUCUUCCACUUCUUAUUUACAAUAUAGCAAAUUCUUUUAAAUUGAAAGAGUCUGCUUCAAGUUGGUCGGCGGGACUUGAAGAUCUUAAACCUUGGCCUGAACUUCAAAAUCAAGGUUUAGAAGAGUUGUACUCAUGCCUGAAAUUCUGUUAUGAUGAACUCAAAGAUAAAAAGAAGCAGAAAUGCUUUUUAUACACUUCACUGUAUCCUGCAAAUAGCAAGGUUUACACUGAUUAUUUAGUGGAGUGUUGGGCAGCACAAGGUUUACUCGGUGAUAUAAAUGACAAAAGGUCAUAUCGAAGUGCACGCAAUUGUGGUAUUAACAUAUUAGAACAUCUUGCUAAUGUCUCUUUACUAGAGAAAGGGGAAUCAAUGAUAUAUGUCAACAUGAAUCAUUGUAUGAGACAACUUGCAUUACACAUAUCCUCUAAAGAUCCUGAAUGUAGCUUUUACCUCCAAGAUGGUGAAGAAUCUGAAAAUCUCUCAAAUUCAAGAGCUUGGCAGCAGGCUAGGUGGGUCUCUAUGAGACAACUGCUUGAUUUUCCAACAAGCCAAGAUAGCAGCAUGAUUUUGACGUUGUUGCUGCGAAAAAAUCCAAAACUAACUACAAUACCACCAACUUUUUUUGAGAACAUGAGCAGUCUACUUCUGUUAGACUUGUAUAAUAGCAUGAUUACACAACUGCCAUCGUCUUUAUCAAAAUUGACUUGUCUACGGGGUUUAUUCUUGAACAGUUGCGAGCUCUUGGAAUCAUUAUCAUCUGAAAUUGGAUCACUUCAAUUUCUAGAGGUCCUUGACAUACGAGAUACUAAAGUAACAUUCAUACCUCUACAAAUUGGAUGUUUGACUAAUCUAAGAUGCCUGCGAAUCCCAUUCAUUGUAAGUGAAGAUAAUGAAGCUCAAAAUGUUCAUGUGAUUUCAAAGCUUCAUAGGUUGGAAGAAUUAACCAUUCAAGUCAUAUCCUAUGAACAAUGGUGCAAUGAUGCUGAAAAUGUUUUACAACAUGUGGCUUCUUUGGAAAAUGUAACACAUCUCAGAUGUUGUUUUCCCUCCUCAAUCAUUCUUGGAGAAUUUCUUUCAAGAAGUAAAUCAUGGAGUUGUAAGCAGCAAAAUUCAUUUAGAUUCUUUGUGGGAUGCCAAAACUCAAGGCGACCUCAAAUACUUGAAUCUUUUGAGUAUAAAAUUACUAAUUAUUUGAGGUAUUGCAAUGGUGGACAGAAGGAUGACUCGGCAAUUAUUGAGGUACUACCAAAAACUGAUGCAUUUGAAUUAGUUUGCCAUAAAGAUAUAAAAAAAUUGACAAAUUUUGCUGGCGUAGUGUGUUUGGAACGCAUUCGUGGUCUUUUGAUUACAAGAUGCAACAAAGUUUUAACAAUUGUGUCAGCGGAUACAAGUAGCAACACCAUGAAUGGAAUCCAAAUAGAAACAAGAGUCAUCUUACCAAAUUUGGAGCAAUUAUAUUUGGAAAAUUUGCUCAAUUUAAAAUGUGUUUUUAGAGGUCCCUUGCACAGUGGAACCUUUUCCAGAUUACAAACGUUGUCAUUGAAGAAUUGUCCUUCACUGAGUGACAUUUUCAGCAAUGGAGCAAUUCAACAUUUUUCAGAACUUCAAAAUCUGAAACUUGAAGAUUGUUCAAAAAUUGAAGUACUUAUCAGAGAAGAAGACAUUGAAGGAGAAAGGGAUGUGCUUCCAAAACUAGAAAUACUUCUGCUGGUUAACUUGCCUAACUUCAAAACUAUAUGCUCAACUCAUACAUUGGCUUGGUCCUCUUUGGAGCUGUUAAGGAUUCAUAACUGUCCUAAGUUGAAAACUUUACCACUAGACAGUGACAAUGCAGUCAACUUAAAGUCCAUUAAAGGGCAGCAAGAGUGGUGGGAUGAGUUGGAGUGGACAAACAACAAGGUGCGUCCCAUCUUUGCUGCCUCCAAUGAGUAUUUUUCUUAGAUAUUUUCUUUCAUGCAUGUAACAAUUCCUGUUAAAUGUGAAAAAUAAAUGUGUUUAUUUGUCUUUCUUUAGUUUAUUGCAAGAAACUCGAGAAAAAAUAGCUUGGAUUGUAUUAUUUUAUGGUUUGUAGUGUUUGAAGGUUUGGGACUAAAAGUUUGUACUAAUGUAUAUAUUUGGAACUAAGUUAUUUGGAAUGUGCUUGAGGUUAAAGAGAACCA
Glycine soja is the source of this 3386-nucleotide messenger RNA. RefSeq names its product disease resistance protein At4g27190-like. NCBI's taxonomy places the organism in Eukaryota, Viridiplantae, Streptophyta, Magnoliopsida, Fabales, Fabaceae. Gene Ontology annotation, molecular function: ATP hydrolysis activity; ADP binding; protein binding. The record is from RefSeq and is a predicted model, not a curated record. Bases 199 to 3168 code for a protein of 989 amino acids. The transcript is spliced from 3 exons.